Molecule: messenger RNA, 923 nt
Organism: Cucumis sativus (cucumber)
Lineage: Eukaryota; Viridiplantae; Streptophyta; Magnoliopsida; Cucurbitales; Cucurbitaceae
Product: E3 ubiquitin-protein ligase RHA1B
Exons: 1
Coding region: 102-641 (179 amino acids)
Biological process (GO): protein ubiquitination
Molecular function (GO): ubiquitin protein ligase activity
Source: RefSeq, a predicted model, not a curated record
AAUUGGCCGUCUUUCUCCGGCCAUAUAAUUCCAUUAAUCAUCUCUUCCAAAUUUCUCUCUUCUUCUUCUUCUUCUUUUCUUCAUCUGUUUACAUUUCCGCCAUGGGUUUCCCUGCAACUUACACUGAGCUUCUUCUCCCUAAGCUCUUCAUCCAUUUACUCUCCUUCCUCGGCUUUCUCCGUAAGCUUAUCUCCUUCAUCUUCCGUCUCUUUGGCCUCCAAGAUUUCCUCGAACCCGACAUUCCUUGGCCCAAUCCCCCCGAUUCCUUUCCCACUUCUCCCUUCACCCAUCUCGAUCCUCUCUCCGCUGCCCUUCUCCGUGAGAUUCUCCCCGUCGUCAAGUUUUCCGACCUUCUCGACCCACCUGACUGCUGCGCUGUUUGUCUCUACGAGUUCGAGUCCGACGAUGAGAUCCGCCGUCUCGCUAACUGCCGUCACAUCUUCCACCGUGGAUGCCUCGAUCGAUGGAUCGGUUACGGUCAGAGAACCUGCCCGCUGUGCAGAACUGUGUUUAUUCCUCCUGAUUUGAGAAGUGGUGGUGGUUGUAAUUUUGAUGAUAGACUUUGGGAAGAUUCCGAAAUCUUUGAACCUCUUCACUCCGAUUCUUCUUCUUCAAAUCUUCUCUCAACCGAUGGUUUGUAGCUUUUGAAGAUUUGGUUGAUUUUUUUUUUUUUUUUUUUUUUUUUGUGGAUUUUGCUGCUCUGCUUCUUCCCAUCAAUCGAUAUCGGAAAAUAGAAAUAAAUAAAUAAAAAAAAAAAAAAAACAAGAAGAGAUGGUAGAGAUGGAGAUGGUUGAGUUUAAUGGGUGAGGGAAUAUGUUUGUUGUUCUUCUCUGUAUAUACCAAAAAAAAAAAAGUUUCUAAAAGGAACUGGAAAAUCAAAAUCAAAAUCAAUUACAGGUCUCAGAAUUAGUUCAUCAUCUUCU